This is a messenger RNA of Sardina pilchardus (European sardine), 2625 nucleotides long. It is a transcript of the gene anks3, whose product is annotated as ankyrin repeat and sterile alpha motif domain containing 3. The transcript is spliced from 16 exons. The record is from RefSeq and is a predicted model, not a curated record. The coding region runs from base 111 to 1967 and encodes 618 amino acids. Gene Ontology annotation, molecular function: protein binding. NCBI's taxonomy places the organism in Eukaryota, Metazoa, Chordata, Actinopteri, Clupeiformes, Clupeidae. Gene Ontology annotation, cellular component: cilium.
CAAGCCCUGAUGUUCUUCUGAAUCUGAUAGCCGACUUGAAGUCUCUCACUUGUGGAGUACGGUCUCAUAAAUAAACAUCGCAGCUUUGCAUCUCUUUGUCGCUGGUCGACAUGUCAGGGAGUGAUGAGGCGAGCGAGUCGGAGCAGCUCGGCUCGAGUCUUUCUGUGUGGCUCGGGGAGAAUGGUGGCGCACUCAUCCGGCCCGAGGAGUUGAACGUGCCGCUGGACCUGCACACGGCAUGUUCCAUCGGCCAGUAUGACGUCGUGACACAGUGUAUCCGCAGUGGGGAGGUCGAUCUGGAUCGCAAGAACUUGGGAGGUUGGACUGCUCUGAUGUACGCCGCUUACAUCGGCCAUGACAACAUCGCCCGACUGCUCCUGGAGAAUGGCGUCAGCGUCAACGCUGCCACUUCCAAGGGCCUAACCGCACUAAUGCUAGCUGCCAGCUGUGGGAACGAGAGCAUUGCCCACUUCUUACUGCAGGGAGGGGCUGAACUCGAGCGAAAGGAUGCACGUGGUUGGACGGCUCUGUUGCAUAGCACCAGCACAGGACACCAGCAGAUGGUGAAGCUGCUGCUGGACAACAAUGCUAACGCUAACGUCAAGGAGCCAGGUUCAGGGUUCACCCCUCUGAUGGAGGCAGCUGCUGCGGGCCAUGAGAUUAUCGUUCAGUACCUGCUGGAUCGGGGUGUUAGAGCGGAUGAGAGGAACUCAAAGGGAGAGACGGCCAGAGUGCUGGCUAUGUUGUAUGGGCGCACCAAGAUUGCAAGUCUCAUAGACAAGCACUCUCUCAGAGUUAAAGGAGGUGCUCAUGAGGAGUUCAGCUCCUCAGAGGAGGACAGUACAGCUUCUCCUCGGGCACGAUCUGGACGCCCCAGACCGCGCGCAGGACCCAGCAUCCAUGACGGCCCACAGCACAUAGCCCUGUUCCGGGUCGGGAGUACAGGGACCAGCCGACACAGUGAACCAGCAGCAGCCCCUCCUGGUUACAUGACAUUCCAAGACGGGUGUGAGACUGGCGAUGACAUUUGUAAUCGUGAUGUCACUUCCCCUAUUAAUGACCUGGACGGCCAGAGUAACAGCAGCAAAGAUGACUUCUUUGAUAAUGACAUGCCCACCCUGCGCAGCAGCAGCAGCAGUAGCGAGUGUUUGCCUCGUCUGCUGGGCCUCAGCCGAGAGGCCUCCCUCGAGAGCAACGAGGACUCGGAUCAGGCCAAGAGGAGCUGCCCCCGGCGAUCAAACAAACCCCAUCACUCCAAGGGCAAGAGUCGCCAUGGUAACAGCGAGGCAGCCCACCCAGGUGAUGCGGGAAGUCGUCCACCGGCUUACCCGCCCUCCUACACAGGCCCUAAGGACCUGGGCGAGUUCUUGGAGCAGAUUGGCUUCAGUAAAUACCUGGCUCUGUUGGGGGAGCAGGACAUUGACCUAAGAAUCUUCCUCACACUCACUGAGAAUGACCUAAAGGAAGUGGGCAUUACUCUGUUUGGCCCUAAGCGUAAGAUGACGUCGGCGAUCGCCCGUUGGCAUAGUAACGCACGUCCUCCCAGUGAUGCUCUGGAGCAGGCCUAUGCCGACCAGUUGGAGGCGGAGAUGCAGGAGAUGGCCAUCCAGCUGCACAAGCGCUGCAUGGAGGUGGAGGCGCUGCAGGGCCAGGUGGCGCAGGAGAAGGAGCUGCGUGCGGUGAUGGAGGGCUGCCUGAUGGAGGAGAAGAUGGGCUGGAGGAACGUCCGCGCCCAGCUGCAGGAGGACCUGCGACACGCCGCGGAACUCUCCGGAACGCUGCACACACUACGCACCUGCCAGGGCCAGCUGCGAGCACAGCUGAGUGCCGACAGGACAGAUAGCUCCAAUGAGGUCUUAUCAAAGAUGGAGUCAUGUGAGGAGGAGUUGGCCCUCAAGCUACAGGCAUUGUCGCAGAGCCUUGGGCGUCUCUGUACGGAAAGACCUGGGAAUUUGGAGGAGUCCUAGCAUUCAAAGGAGCAGAUCCACUGUACAGAUCUACUGACUGACGUUGACCCUACCACCCUACACACAAGAGAUGGAGUGAGAGUGCAACCUGGAGGAGAGAGAAAAGGAAGGAGGGAAUGAGAGAACCAUCAGGAAGGAGAGUAGGAAGGCAGCCAGUGACAAACAGUUAGAGGGCUUUCAUACCUGUGCAUCUGUAACACGAGAUGGACCAAUCACAGUGAGGACGGCGUUCUGGACAUGCAGAGAGGACCAAUCACAGUGAGCCAUCACAUAGAGGAUGCGGGACCAAAGGAGCUCCUCACCAGAGGGAAUUUGAGGCUUGGACGAACAGAUGUGAACACUAACAGUCACAAAUACAGAGUGGAAACGGAGACACACACACACACACACACACACACACACACUCACACACACACACUCACACACAGAGAAAGACUGUACAUCAAUUCUGCUGAGUGAAAUCCAAUCUCUGAGAAUCAGUUGACGCUAACUCAUGAAUUGUUUUUGUUAAUGACUCAUAAUAUAUUAUAAUGUAAAUUGUUUUGGACCUAAAUGUGUUUUUAAAUGUGACAUAUUCAUGUACAACAGUGCGUCCGGCUCCAGAAUAUGGAGCAAGGAAUCACAGAAUAGUAGAAAAAUUAAAACAUUAGAACUAAUA